Molecule: messenger RNA, 3635 nt
Organism: Apis cerana (Asiatic honeybee)
Lineage: Eukaryota; Metazoa; Arthropoda; Insecta; Hymenoptera; Apidae
Gene: Rsod
Product: superoxide dismutase family protein Rsod
Biological process (GO): superoxide metabolic process
Molecular function (GO): metal ion binding
Source: RefSeq, a predicted model, not a curated record
GUAUAAUAAUUUUUUUGUCAAGUAUUUUUAUAACCUAUGAUUUCAUGUACUUCCUCAAUGGGAAAGUUGUGUACCAUUUUUCGCCUUCACGAUACUCCCACCAUAUCGUUCAAAGAAAUAAGAAAGUAAAGACAACAUGCCUUGACUGGUUUUCAUUAUAAGAAAAAAUGUUUUUAAAUGUUAUUUUAUAAUAGAACAAAAUGUGGUGGUUUUUUUUGUUAAAUUAUGUUAAUAUUGCAUAUUCGUUACAUCUUGUCUCAUAUAUUUCUUCUGGCGGGCUUCAUGGAGAAAUUCAAUUUGAAAAAGCUACAGAGACAUCCGUAAAAAUUCGAUUUUCACUCGAAACAACUUUACAAUAUCCGGAACAACAAUGGUUUUGGUCAAUUACUGAAUUUCCUGUCGAUUAUACACUUAUAAACGAUAGAUGUAAUAGACAAUAUAUUGGAAAAAGUAUCAUCAACUUAACAGAACUUAUUGGACCACUUGUUAUACCUGGAAAUGAAACAGGAUCUACAGAAAUUUCAAAGAUUAGUUUAACUGGAGAAAUGGGUUUAUGGGGCAAAGGUUUAAUAUUUGAAGAUGUAUAUUCAGAUAGAACCAUUUGUGCUUCAAUAACGGUACUAGAAAAUAACGUAGAAAAAUUUGCUGAAGUACGCUUUUACGAUACUAUAGCAGGAAGUAUUUGGUUUCGAUGGUUAGGUGAUAAUGAUAUUAGUGAUACGAUAAUUUAUGUAGAUUUAUAUCACGUUAAUAAUAAAAAAUUACGAGGUACAAACUAUACAGAACAUUAUUGGAAAAUUUAUGUAACUGACAUUCUUGACAUCAGUAAAGAUAAAUCAAGUUGCAACAUUUUACAAACUAUUUUUGAUCCUGAUAAUGCGGGUAAUGGUCAAGCAAUUGGUGAUAUAGAUAUACGUUUAGGCAAAAUAAAAGUAGCUGUAGAUCAUCAUAAUAGAUAUAAAAGUUUAGAAAAGGAUUCAAAAUUAUCUCUAUUACCUAUUGAUUUGCUUGAACCCUAUCGUCAAUUAUAUUUAGUCAUAUUUCAUCCAAAGCAUAAAAAUUCCUUUUUAACAUGUAGUAAGAUUAAUUACAGAAAACCUAUCUUUGCUAAAACUUUAAUUAAUUCUCAUGGUAUCAAAGGAGAAGUAUCAUUAACUCAAAUAAUUCCAUUUUACCCAACAUGGAUUAAUGUAUCAUUAACACCAAUCAAUGACUUAAAAACAAGAUUACGCUAUGCUACUAAAAUAAAGUCAUAUAGUAUUCAUGAACUACCUCCAGAUCCAAUAAAAAUUUCAAGUACUACUGCUGAAUUAUGCAAUACAACUAAACAAAUAUAUAAUCCAAAUAAUAUUGAUAUGAUGACAAUACCACCUGCAGGAUUUGGAACUCAAGAUCAAUAUGCCAUUGGUGAUCUUUCUGGGAAACUUCAAGGACGUAAAGAAGGAUUCUAUCAUUAUGAUAUCUUACCAGGAAGUGCUAAACUUAAUGGAAUUUAUUGGGAUACAUAUCUUCCACUUUCAGGAAUGUAUAGUGUAAUUCAUCGAGGCCUUGUUCUUCAUAAGUAUAAUGAAACUGAUAAUCAAAGUAUCAUGCCAUGGAUUUGUGGCACUAUAAAUCUUUAUUUACCAGAUAAUACUGGAGAAAUGCCAAUAGUAACUGCACAAGUAAUAUAUAGAUAUCCAAUUGUUGGAAAAAUAAUUUUUCGCCAACCAAAAAAUGAACCUCAAAUGGAUACUACUAUUAUAAUUGAAAAUUUAAUUCAUGCAGAUGGUAAUACUUUAAAUAAUUCAGGACAUCAUAGAUGGAUGAUUCAUGAUAAUCCACCAGGCAAAGAUUAUUAUAGUUGGAUGGAUAGAUGUUUAAGUACUGGUGAACCUUAUAAUCCUUAUAAAGUAGAAUGGAAUUCAGAUCAUGAAUAUUGUUCAAUGUUAGAAACAUCAUUAUGUCGUGUAGGAGAUCUUAUAAGACAUAAUACCAUUGAUAUUGCUGGUAAAAAAUUACAUGGGACUUUAAUAAGUCGAAAACUCUUCACAGAUACAAUGUUAGCUUUAUCAGGUCCUAAUAAUAUAUUGGGUAAAAGUUUAGUGAUUUAUGAUGACAAUGGACCUCGUGCAAGAGGAGAAAGAUUAGCAUGUUCAAUAAUUAGUGAAACAUAUCGUCGCAAAGCUAUAGUAAAAGAUUGGUUUGGAAAUGGAGAAUUUAUUUUGUUGAAAGGGAAAUUACAAUUUAUACAACAAAAUGAAUAUGAUGUUACAAAUCUAGAAGUAAAUCUUGAUGGAUUAGAUGAAAAAAUGAAUGGAUAUCAUGUACAUAUGACUCCAAUUGAACAAGAUUUAGAAUUUCCAUGUGAAAGUACAUCCUUGUAUGGACAUUGGAAUCCAUUAAAUGUUAAUGUUAGUAAUAUACCAUUUCCAGAAGAAGGAACAAGUGAUCAAUAUGAAAUGGGUGAUCUUAGUGGAAAAUUUGGGACUUUAGAGAAUAAAAAAAGAUAUAUGAAAACAUUUAAUGAUACAAUGCUUUCUUUAUUUGGACCAACAAGUAUACUAGGUCGAAGCAUUGUAAUUCAUAAAAAAGAAAAAAAUUUACGAUGGGCUUGUUCAACUAUAGAAAGAGGAUAUUCACCAUCUGAAGCCAUAGAAUUAAGAGCAAUUGCUUCUUUUCAUCAUCCACAAGGUUUUGCAUAUGGCUAUAUAAGAAUGACACAACUUAUUCAUCAAGAUGGAGGUCAAAGCGAAACAAUAAUUGAAGUAAAUUUACGACAUCCUGGAAAAUAUGAUCGUAAUAUCACAAAAGAUCACAAUUGGGCAAUAUAUGUAAAUCCUGUUGGAGUAGAUGCAGCUGUUAAAAUAAAGGAUACUAGAUGUGUAGCUGGUGGAUAUGUGUGGAAUCCUUAUUUUACACAAUUAGCUGAUCCUUUAAAUGAUGAUCUAUAUAAACAAGAAUGCGGUCCUGAUUUACCACUUAGAUGUUAUGUAGGAGAUAUAUCAGGUCGAUUAGGUCCUAUUAAUAUAGGAUUGAAAAGACAAGUUUUUACAGAUUCAAAUUUUCCAUUAGCAGGAGCAGUAUCUGCAAUGGGAAGAUCUAUUGUUAUUUUUGACGAAAAUUUUGGAAGUAAUAAAUUUGCAUGUGCUAAUAUUGAACCUGAUAACGAUAUUGUAAAAUAUGUAAAUAUAAGAAAACCACCACGUUUUGUAGCGGCACAAUUUUUAGAAGAUGUAAGAAAAAUUAUGGGAAUUCCUCAUUGGAUGUUAUCUAUAGAUAAUAGAAAAACUAAAGUUUUAUAUAAUGGAGCAUGUAUUCAAUUUUUAUUGCAUUUUAAAGGUCCAAUUGCUUACAACUUAGAACAAGAUUUUAACAAACUUAUAUCAAUUGGACGCUUAGAUGUACCCAGUUUAUAUAUACCAGGAUAUGUUCCUAAAAAAAGAAAUGGAACUUUAAAUUACCGUCAAUGUGGAAAUCGGGAUCCGAGUGAUAAAAAUUUCAAUAUUUUACUUCAAAAUAUAUCUUCACUAUUUUAUCCAAAACUUAUUUUAAUUAUUACUACUUAUAUUAUACUUAAAUUAAUAUAAUAUUUAAAUUAAUUCUUAUAAAUUAUAAAUAAUAUUUAUGUAUAUAAUAAAUAUUUUAUGAAAUAA